This is a messenger RNA of Callithrix jacchus (white-tufted-ear marmoset), 5166 nucleotides long. RefSeq names its product EPH receptor A8 (gene EPHA8). Gene Ontology annotation, biological process: axon guidance; ephrin receptor signaling pathway; protein phosphorylation. Lineage: Eukaryota; Metazoa; Chordata; Mammalia; Primates; Cebidae. Gene Ontology annotation, cellular component: dendrite; plasma membrane. The record is from RefSeq and is a predicted model, not a curated record. Gene Ontology annotation, molecular function: transmembrane-ephrin receptor activity; ATP binding; protein binding.
UGCCUAGACCCUGAGCACGGAGGCGAGGCGGCCUGGAUCCCUCGGCCCGGGGCGGGGGGCAGGGGUGGCACCGCAGAAGAGACCCGGGAUGAAGGGACGGAGCGGUGGCGAUGGGAACCCGCGAGCUUGAGGAAGAGGGACAGGUAGCGGGGCUGGGGGACAGUGGGAAAGGACAGGAGACAGGACUGAGGGAUGUGCCGCUGGGGACAGAAAACUGAGGGUCAGACGCCAGGGACAAGGAGACAGAGCGGACAGAAGACAAGAGUGAAUUUGCUGGACACGUCGACCAUCCACGGGGACUGGGGCUGGCUCACGUAUCCGGCUCAUGGGUGGGACUCCAUCAACGAGGUGGACGAGUCCUUCCAGCCCAUCCACACGUACCAGGUGUGCAACGUCAUGAGCCCCAACCAGAACAACUGGCUGCGCACUAGCUGGGUGCCCCGCGAUGGCGCCCGCCGUGUGUACGCUGAGAUCAAGUUUACCCUGCGUGACUGCAACAGUAUGCCCGGUGUGCUGGGCACCUGCAAGGAGACCUUCAACCUCUACUACCUGGAGUCGGACCGCGACCUGGGGGCCAGCACGCAAGAAAGCCAAUUCCUCAAGAUCGACACCAUUGCCGCCGAUGAGAGCUUCACAGGUGCCGACCUUGGUGUGCGGCGCCUCAAGCUCAACACGGAGGUGCGCGGCGUGGGUCCCCUCAGCAAGCGCGGCUUCUACCUGGCCUUCCAGGACAUCGGUGCCUGCCUGGCCAUCCUCUCUCUCCGCAUCUACUAUAAGAAGUGCCCUGCCAUGGUGCGUAAUCUGGCUGCCUUCUCGGAGGCGGUGACGGGGGCCGACUCGUCCUCACUGGUGGAGGUGCGGGGCCAGUGUGUGCGGCACUCCGAGGAGCGGGACACGCCCAAGAUGUACUGCAGCGCGGAGGGCGAGUGGCUGGUGCCCAUCGGCAAGUGCGUGUGCAGCGCGGGCUAUGAGGAGCGGCGGGAUGCCUGUGUGGCCUGCGAGCUGGGUUUCUACAAGUCAGCCCCUGGGGACCAGCUGUGUGCCCGCUGCCCUCCCCACAGCCACUCCGCAGCCCCAGCUGCCCAAGCCUGCCGCUGUGACCUCAGCUACUACCGCGCAGCCCUGGACCCACCGUCCUCAGCCUGCACCCGGCCACCCUCGGCACCCGUGAACCUCAUCUCCAGUGUGAAUGGAACAUCGGUGACUCUGGAGUGGGCCCCUCCCCUGGACCCAGGUGGCCGCAGUGACAUCACCUACAACGCUGUGUGCCGCCGCUGCCCCUGGGCACUCAGCCACUGCGAGGCAUGCGGGAGCGGCACCCGCUUUGUGCCCCAGCAGACAAGCCUGGUGCAGGCCAGCCUGCUGGUGGCCAACCUGCUGGCCCACAUGAACUACUCCUUCUGGAUCGAGGCCGUCAAUGGCGUGUCUGACCUGAGCCCCGAGCCCCGCCGGGCCGCCGUGGUCAACAUCACUACGAACCAGGCAGAGAUGGGGUCUCCCUAUGUUGCCCAGGCUGAUAUGAAACUCCUGGACUCAAGUGAACCUCCUGCCUCAGCCUCCCAAAGUGCUGGGAUUACAGCCCCGUCCCAGGUGGUGGUGAUCCGGCAGGAGCGGGCAGGGCAGACCAGCGUCUCGCUGCUGUGGCAGGAGCCCGAGCAGCCCAACGGCAUCAUCCUGGAGUAUGAGAUCAAGUACUACGAGAAGGACAAGGAGAUGCAGAGCUACUCCACCCUCAAGGCCGUCACCACCAGAGCCACCGUCUCCGGCCUGAAGCCAGGCACACGCUACGUAUUCCAGGUUCGAGCCCGCACCUCGGCGGGCUGCGGCCGAUUCAGCCAGGCCAUGGAGGUGGAGACCGGGAAACCCCGGCCCCGCUAUGACACCAGGACCAUCGUCUGGAUCUGCCUGACGCUCAUCACGGGCCUCGUGGUGCUUCUGCUCCUGCUCAUCUGCAAGAAGAGGCACUGUGGCUACAGCAAGGCCUUCCAGGACUCAGACGAGGAGAAGAUGCACUAUCAGAAUGGACAGGCACCCCCACCUGUCUUCCUGCCCCUGCACCACCCCCCGGGAAAGCUCCCAGAGCCCCAGUUCUAUGCGGAACCUCACACCUAUGAGGAGCCAGGCCGGGCGGGCCACAGUUUCACCCGGGAGAUCGAGGCCUCCAGGAUCCACAUCGAGAAAAUCAUCGGCUCUGGAGAGUCAGGGGAAGUCUGCUACGGGAGGCUGCGGGUGCCAGGGCAGCGGGAUGUGCCCGUGGCCAUUAAGGCCCUCAAAGCCGGCUACACGGAGAGACAGCGGCGGGACUUCCUGAGCGAGGCAUCCAUCAUGGGGCAAUUCGACCACCCCAACAUCAUCCGCCUUGAGGGUGUCGUCACCCGAGGCCGCCUGGCGAUGAUCGUGACAGAGUACAUGGAGAACGGUUCUCUGGAUGCCUUCCUGAGGACCCACGAUGGGCAGUUCAGCAUCAUGCAGCUGCUGGGCAUGCUCAGAGGCGUGGGUGCCGGCAUGCGCUACCUCUCAGACCUGGGCUACGUCCACCGAGACCUGGCCGCCCGCAACGUCCUAGUGGACAGCAACCUGGUCUGCAAGGUGUCAGACUUCGGACUCUCACGGGUGCUGGAGGAUGACCCUGAUGCUGCCUAUACCACCACGGGUGGGAAGAUCCCCAUCCGCUGGACGGCCCCAGAGGCCAUUGCCUUCCGCACCUUCUCCUCAGCCAGCGACGUGUGGAGCUUCGGUGUGGUCAUGUGGGAGGUGCUGGCCUAUGGGGAGCGGCCCUACUGGAACAUGACCAACCGGGAUGUCAUCAGCUCUGUAGAGGAGGGGUACCGCCUGCCUGCGCCCAUGGGCUGCCCCCGUGCCCUGCACCAGCUCAUGCUUGACUGCUGGCACAAGGACCGGGCACAGCGACCUCGUUUCUCCCAGAUCGUCAGUGUCCUCGACGCACUGAUCCGCAGCCCUGAAAGUCUCAGGGCCACCGCCACUGUCAGCAGGUGCCCACCCCCUGCCUUCGCCCGGAGCUGCUUUGACCUCCGAGGUGGCAGUGGUGGUGGUGGAGGCCUCACCGUGGGGGACUGGCUGGACUCCAUCCGCAUGGGCCGGUACCGAGACCACUUCGCUGCGGGCGGCUACUCCUCUCUGGGCAUGGUGCUACGCAUGAACGCCCAGGACGUGCGCGCCCUGGGCAUCACCCUCAUGGGCCACCAGAAGAAGAUCCUGGGCAGCAUUCAGACCAUGCGGGCCCAGCUGACCAGCACCCAGGGGCCCCGCCGGCACCUCUGACAUGCAGCCGGCAGGGCCCAGGUGGCCACCAAGCCCACCCCAGGUCAUGCCAGCGGCAGAGGUUGUGCGGGGCUGGCAGCAGGCAGGGCGGCCCCAGGCCUCUGCCCUCCUCUCGGGCGAUAGCGGGGCUGAAGGCUCUGCCACAGGACCUGGAGUUAUCAGGGGUCAGGCACCUGGGAAGGUGUCUUUGGUGGCCAGCCUGGCCAGGACACCUGUCCCCCAGGGCAGGUGCCUUCUCUUUUCCAGAGCCUGGGGCCCCCAUGCCACAGAGACCAACAGUGACAUCACUGGCCUGCAUCUGUGUGUGUGUGUGUGUGUGUGUGUGUGUGUGUGUGUGUAUGUGUGUGUGUGUGUGGUGGGGGGUGUUCUCACAAGGUCAUGGGACCCAUGUGAACAAUGUGUGACCGCAUGUGUCUGCCUCGAAUCUCCACAUGGACAUGUGCAUGUUUGGAGCAUGUGCUUCUCUGUGAAGGCUGCAGGCACAUGUGGGUGAUGGUGGAUGAUGUGUCAUGAAUGAGGAGGUGUGUCACAAGGGUGUGAGCAGGGAACUCAGUGUGACACCGCCAGGUCCAGCACCCACGGGAACAGGGGAGAGGCUCAUCCCUACAUCCCCUCAUGCCUGGAGGCUGGAGCCAGGGGCCACUUCUGAACUGCACCAGCACCAGGCCCACCCUUGUCUUCGCCCGGGUGAGCCCACCCUGGCUGUAUCUCAGGUCUGGGUCCUCCCUCCAGCCGAGGAGGCCACCUGCAGCCUCUACCUGGCUCCCAACACUGCUUCAACAGGAAAACAGGGUUCCCGGCAGUCCCACUGGCCACCUUCAUGGAGGCAUCACGGCAGAACAUACAAGAGGCCCACAGCUGGGCUUGGCUGCCUGGCCAGGGUCAGGGACUCAGCAGCCCCCUCUAGCCUCUGAUGCCUUCCCUCCAUGGCCCAGGUCUCACUUGAAGUCCUUUCUCGAACCUUUCACUUCCCAGCCCUGACACCUGCCCCUUGUCCCCAGGCCUAGGAUCAGGGACCAGAGGAUCGUAGCUUCUCAGCCCCCAGUCCACCCCUUCCUGUAGCAUGUGGGGAGACUGAGGCCUGGAGAGUGGGGGGAUGCCCUGUCCCAGGUCACACAGCAACCAAGUGUCAGAGUUGGGGCUCCGCCUCCCACCAAGGCUCUUGUCUCCAUGCACCAUCCCACAUGGGUGCUGGGGGUGGAGGUGCCCUGGAAGCCCCUCUCCUCACACUGACCUCCCCUUACGGCCCACCAGGGUAUGUAAAUAUCUCUUUUCUACCAUGUCAGAAUACUUUUUCCUCACUCCUGACAAUGCAAAAAUGGUCUUCAAAGCACAUAAAAAGCACCCAGGGUGAGAAAGCCCCAUCCCAGGGGCCAUUGGCAAGCAGGGUAGCAGGAACCCCACUGUGUACCCCCUGCCAGCCCCAGAGGGAGGGGCAAGCCCAGCUCCCCAGCCCUGCCCCCCCCUCCCCAUAGCCAGCACAGCUAUCCCGCGGGGACACCAGCACUGAGCCCCCUCUCCCUCCUGCAAUAAUUCGGGGAGUCUCAGCCCCGUCCAGGUGCCGCGGCCAGCUCGCUACACCUCUAUAUAUUAUAUUACUAUAUAGCCGAGCUGCUCUUCCUUCCUAUGGAAGUCGGAAACAUGGUCAGAACACGAUCUGGGGAGGGAUCCUGCCUUCCUCCCCACCCCCACCCCACCCCACUCUUACCCGGUGUCUGGGCUCUGGAUCCUCACAGUCAUGGGGGCACUGUGGGCCUGGCACUUACAAAAGUGUGGCCCCUGCCUCCAGCGUGGGGUCCCUCUCAGGGUCCCAGGGAUCUGCCUCUCUGUGGUCUCCAUCCUGGCUCUUGACCUUACAAUGAGAAUAAAUUCUGCCUCAUCUUU